AUGGAUCUGCAAACAGUCUUAGUUCUCGUCCUGUUGUUUCUGGCGGUCUUCUUGCUGGUCUAUCGGAGGGGACGUCGGCUGAACCUCCCCCCGGGACCCCGGGGGCUUCCUGUCGUGGGGAACCUUCUCAGUUUGCUUCCCAGCAAACUGCUGUCCAACAUGGCGGCCUGGCGUCAGCAGUACGGGGAUGUGUACAGUGUGAGGUUCAUGAAUAGGGUCAUUGUUGUGCUAUGCGGACAUAAAGCCAUCCACGACGCUCUGGUGAAACAGCCGGAGAUAUUCUCAGACCGACCGUCUAUGCUGAGCCGGACCCUCAGACGCGACCCUGGUUUGGUGAUGGCUCCUUACGGAGAACGUUGGGCAGAGCGACGCCGGUUCGCCCUGUCAGCCCUCCGACAGUUCGGCAUGGGAAGGCGCAGCGCCGAGGGAAGGAUUCUGGAAGAGACGACAGCACUGUGCGCUGCUAUACGGUCUCUAGAUGGAGCGCCGGCCGACAUAUCCCAUUUCCUAGGUAACGCCGUAUCAAAUAUCAUCUGUUCUAUGUCGUUUGGAAACCGAUUCCAGUAUGACGACGAAGAGUUUAAGCGUUUGUCGCACGCGUUUUCGUACCUCGUGGGCGGGCGUAACAGAAUAGUUGGUAUGCUCCUGCAAUUUGUCCUGCCACUUUUGAGGAAACUUCCCAUGACGAGUAACUGGCGUAGUCACGGGAUACAGAUGAGUGACUACAUCAUAGAGUUCAUCAUGAAACGCGUGGAGGAACACAAGGCGAGUUUCGACAGGUCGGACAUCAGAGACAUCAUCGACGUCUACUUGAGCGAAGACGCUGGCAGCGGCGUGAAUGAGGAGGCACUUGGCACGGUCAUCCGAGAUCUCUUCAUUGCCGGUUCUGAAACAACAGCGACGACGUUGAAGUGGGGGCUGCUCUACACUUCCCUGAACCCAGACGUGCAGACCAAAGUGCAAGAAGAGAUUGACCGCGAGUUCCCGUCUGGAGAAGUUCCGCCAUGGUCAGAGCGCGGACGGCUGCCCUACACCGAGGCAACCAUCAUGGAAAUCCAGCGGAUCCGUGCGAUCGUGCCUCUGAACCUUUUCCAUGGAACCAGCGCAGACACAACCCUGUACGGAUACGACAUCCCGGCCGGUUCGUACAUCAUCCCGAGUCUGUGGUCCGCCAUGAUGGAUCCAGAGGUCACGCCUGAACCGGAGAAGUUCCGACCUGAAAGGUUCCUGGAUGAAGAAGGGAAGGUGGUCAAACCGGAAUGGUUUUUACCUUUUUCCGCAGGCCGGAGACGGUGUUUGGGAGAACAGCUUGCCAAGAUGGAACUGUUUCUCUUCUACACAAGCCUGCUGCAGCAGUUCACCUUCAAACUGCCUGAUGGCGCCCCUACACCACCCAUGGACGGCGCUCUUGGAACUGUCUUGAGCCCUGCACAGUAUGACAUCUGCGCCAUUCCCAGACACACUUCAUAAAGCAGAGAAAUAUACAGGAAAAAGAAAUGA
Messenger RNA from Branchiostoma belcheri (Belcher's lancelet), 1500 nucleotides. RefSeq names its product cytochrome P450 2U1-like. Lineage: Eukaryota; Metazoa; Chordata; Leptocardii; Amphioxiformes; Branchiostomatidae. Gene Ontology annotation, molecular function: oxidoreductase activity, acting on paired donors, with incorporation or reduction of molecular oxygen, reduced flavin or flavoprotein as one donor, and incorporation of one atom of oxygen; heme binding; iron ion binding. Gene Ontology annotation, cellular component: cytoplasm; intracellular membrane-bounded organelle. Bases 1 to 1470 code for a protein of 489 amino acids. The record is from RefSeq and is a predicted model, not a curated record. Gene Ontology annotation, biological process: xenobiotic metabolic process. The transcript has 4 exons.